UGCAAUUGCAUUCUGUGCACUCUGCGUACCCUUAACCUUAAACUGGUUUGUAAGUUUCUGCUCGAAUGCAUUCGCUGCUACAUGCAGCAUUGAAAGAUCUUAACGGUAAUGGACGGCUUUAGUUACAUGUUUGCACCGAUCGCGCUCGCAAUGGGAAGUUUAGUGGAGUUCCAAAAGCAACCCUACAAUCCUGCCAGUCCGCUUGAACCGCGGACAUCGUUGAUUGCUUUAGUCCAGACCACUCGGAUCGUCAUCAACGUUUUGAUUUUCACGGCAAAGCUGAUCCCGCUGCUAAUUUAUUUGCUGUUGAAGAAGUUCGUCUGUCGGAACCCGAAAGACAUCCGUGGCUGGAUUGCCCUGGUGACGGGCGGUGCCAACGGACUCGGGCGCCAAAUUGCAAUCGAGCUGGCCAAGGAAGGUUGCCAUGUGAUCGUGGCCGAUUUGGACGAGUGCAACGCGAUGAAAACGGUUCUCGAGCUGCGUUACUAUGGAGUGAAAGCCGCUGCCUACUGCGUGGAUGUGGCUAGCGCUGCUGAGGUACGAGACUUGCAACGAAAGGUGGAAGCCGAGAUGGGUCCGGUGGACAUUUUGGUGAACAAUGCCGGACUGGUGGCGUUUCUGGUUUCCGAUGAGUACGUACCGGAGAAUCUGCAACGGUUGGUGAAUGUGAACAUUUUGGCGAAUUUCUAUACGGUCAACACCUUCCUGCCGGGAAUGUACGUCCGACGGAGGGGACACGUAGUGACAAUCAGUUCGGCGGCGGCCUACUUGAAUGUGGGGCUGAUGAGGCACUAUACCACAACCAAGUAUGCCAUGAGAGGCUUCAUGGAAGAACUGCGCGACGAGAUACGGAUUGCGGGGAUGUCAAAGUGGGUCAAGACGACGACGAUUUUUCCCUUCCAGUUGAACACGCGGAAGGAGCUGGUGGAUGCGGUGCUGAAGAUGCCUUAUUUUGCAAAGCUUCCCCUAGUUGACCCGGCUGUAGCGGCCAAAUCGAUCGUUCGAUCGAUACGGAUGAACAAACGCAAAGCAUUCGCACCGGAUUGGUUCGCCAUCGGAUUGGCGGCAUUCGUCGAGGACAUGUCUCGGAAAAUCAAAUACCUGUUUCAAGAUCAAUUGCUAGGCAACUGACAUUCGCGUAAGUACAGUAUUUUUUU
Messenger RNA from Ochlerotatus camptorhynchus, 1157 nucleotides. RefSeq names its product estradiol 17-beta-dehydrogenase 11-like. The record is from RefSeq and is a predicted model, not a curated record. Lineage: Eukaryota; Metazoa; Arthropoda; Insecta; Diptera; Culicidae. The transcript has 5 exons. The coding region runs from base 109 to 1131 and encodes 340 amino acids. Gene Ontology annotation, molecular function: oxidoreductase activity, acting on the CH-OH group of donors, NAD or NADP as acceptor.